Belonocnema kinseyi is the source of this 762-nucleotide messenger RNA. Its product is annotated as probable chitinase 10. Bases 1 to 762 code for a protein of 253 amino acids. Gene Ontology annotation, biological process: carbohydrate metabolic process; chitin catabolic process. Gene Ontology annotation, cellular component: extracellular region. The transcript has 3 exons. The record is from RefSeq and is a predicted model, not a curated record. Lineage: Eukaryota; Metazoa; Arthropoda; Insecta; Hymenoptera; Cynipidae. Gene Ontology annotation, molecular function: chitin binding; chitinase activity.
AUGAUUGAAUUCAAAUUUUAUGAAAGAGUUGUGGCUUUUAAAUCUAAGGGGAAAAAAGUGCUAGUAGCAAUCGGUGGAUGGAACGACUCCCAGGGAGAUAAGUACAGUCGGCUGGUAAAUUCAGCAGAUUCUAGAAAGAGAUUUAUCACACAUGUAGUGCAAUUCAUUGAGAAAUACAACUUUGAUGGGUUGGAUUUAGACUGGGAGUAUCCAGUCUGCUGGCAGGUUGAUUGUACGAAAGGUCCUGCAUCCGAUAAAGAAGGAUUUACAAAUUUAGUCAAAGAAUUGAGCGCAGAAUUUAAACCCAAAGGGCUCCUUUUAUCGACUGCAGUAUCCCCCAGUAAACGAAUCAUAAACGAAGGAUACGACGUUGCAGAAAUAGCCAAAUAUUUCGACUGGAUUUCUGUUAUGACUUAUGACUUUCAUGGUCAGUGGGACAAAAAAACUGGUCACGUAGCACCACUUUAUGAGCUACCUGACGACUGGGAACCUACUUUUAACGCUAAUUUCUCAAUUCAUUACUGGAUGGAGCAAGGUGCACCUGCGAAGAAAUUAGUAAUGGGUGCACCACUUUACGGACAAUCAUUCUCUCUCGCAGAGAGAAGCGAGAGGGGCCUGAAUGCACCGACUUAUGGAGGUGGAGAAGCUGGCGAAGCUACGAGAGCUAGAGGAUUCUUAUCUUACUACGAGGUAAAUAAUUCACUUGAUCAAAUUUUACAGAAAAAUUAUGAACAAAUUUCAGUAUGGCCUAAAAUGUUUUAA